This is a messenger RNA of Cladocopium goreaui, 2658 nucleotides long. The record is from the annotation of a GenBank genome assembly. NCBI's taxonomy places the organism in Eukaryota, Dinophyceae, Suessiales, Symbiodiniaceae.
AUGCCCACGACCACGCUCUUGGAAAUUCAGGGAGAGCUGCAGGGUCCUUUGGUUGUGAAGAACACGUUCAUUGACGAGGAUGCGAGCGACCAUCAGAGUCGCAAGCGUUGGGCCACGGCUCCUGAUACCAUGUACGAUUGGGAUGCAACCACAUCUUUGUGCGAUGGGAGUCCCAUGGCCGACCUUCAAAGCAGCCUAUCUUCGUGUGAGUCUCCCGAAACCCUGACCUUGAGCUCCGUAAGGAUGCGGAACGCGUCCUCGGAGAGCGAGACGCUGCAGGAAGGUCUGUCUGAGAUGGAGCUUCGCAAAACUGUGGAAGAGCAAAGUGAAACGUUGGAUCAGCCACAGUCCAGGGACCAGGCAACCUCCACGGAUGACGCUGAUGAGGAGGCUUCUGCCCCGCCCACGCCCCGCGCGGCGCGGCCGAACCGAAGGAGUUCCAUGAUGCAGACGCAAGACUGUUGGCCCGAGUACCAGCAAGUGCCAACCAGGCCGAAAGCGAACGCCGUUCCCACUGCGCCAGCUGCGCCAGCUGCGCCAGCUGCGCCAACGCCGCCUGCCGUUCCGGUGGCCCCUGCGGUGGCGCCGCCGUUGAACCUGUGUCAGGCGAUCGCUAAUCCACCACUAGUCUAUCCGGCCAUCUCUUCGGUUCCCGGCAUCUACGACAUGUAUGGUUGUGGUGGCUGCCACUACUACACGCCCAUGGCAGGCCUCGCACCCAUCACGGCUUCGCCAUGGCCCUUGUAUCAGCCCCAGCUCACCCACGCGGCGCUCUUGCUGCAGCAGUGGCAGCUGCAGCAACAGGCGGCGGCGCAACAGGCAGUCUUGAACACCAUGGCACCGCCGGCGCGCGUUUGGGACGUGCGUUCAUUGGAAACACCAAACCCAAUGACUGCUCCUGUGAUCGAGAUGGAGCCCAAGCAGGACAUUGGAGCCAUUUUAGCGCAAGCUGAAAAGUGGGAACCUGAACGGCACGAUGUACAUCGCAAGAGGAACGGCACGCGGCGACAGCGCUUGUGGGUUCAUAUCUACCUGCACAUGCGGAUUCAGGGCAAAAGCCUUGACAAAUAUGGCUUGCCCAGAUUCUUCGACCUGGUCCCAGCUUUGAUUGGAAGAUUGGGUUGCCACACAAACAAAAUUCACGAAGAGACCGGUGCCAAAAUCAGGAUCCGAGGACAAGGAAGUGGUCAUAAGGAAAUCGAAGGUGAAUACGAGGCCCCAGUACCUUUGAUGGUGGCUAUCAGCACCGACCAUGAAGAUCCAAUCUGGUUUCGAAAGGCCGUGGAAAAGAUGUUGAAAAAAGACAAGUUCGAGCCCUUCCUUCGCAGCGAAAACAUCGAAUUUGAUGGGCCGCGCUUUUCGAUGGGGCUGGUGGAGAAGCACAUUGCAGAGGUCCUCAAGGUCCAAAACUAUGCUUGUAUUUGGGUCUUUGGAGAGCCUAAGCAUGUCCAAACCAAGCUGCCAGGUGAACUUUGUCUACUUGAACGGCCACAAGGGGGUUCUGGCUAUUUCAUGGGCAUUGUCUUCAUCCACUUUUUCAUUUUCUUGGCGUUUGUCUUCCUUGGGAAAUUUGUGAACCAUUACUCCAUCGCAGAGGAGAAGAACAAGGCGGCAAAGGGCUUCAGCCAGGUUCUGGUGGCACUGUCACAGGACGAGAAGUUCUUGAACUACGUCAAAACCAACAUGGCGGAGUACAAGGAACCAUGGAGAUGUGGCUACUGUAUGAGGCUCAACAAGAUGAAUGCUUUGAGAUGUGGAAAAUGCGACACCAUAUGGCAUCAAUGUUUGGAUGCAUCCUACGUCCAUGGCGCCAAGUCCAAGAAGGAGACGUGGACCUAUGCCAGCUGGGAUGCAGGAGAACAGACAUGGCCAUCGGAACGAAAGGCAUCCAAAUCGCCGCGCAAGACCAGAAGAGGAUCUACACCGAGAGCAAGUCGACGCAAAGUCAAAGAAGAUCUGGUACCACCCUUGGACCCUCCUUGGAGUACCAAGCAGCAGCCUGUUGCCCCGUCGACGUCAUCAGCGACAGGGAAUGCAGAGAAUGCAGCAGCUGCACAACAGCUGCAGACGCUGGUCAACAAGUUGCAGACCAACGAGCAACCGCUCUCCCCGCAGGAGAUUCAGCAGAUCAUUGCGGAAACAACGAACAAGCCAGUGACAUCAAAAAGCAUGCAUCAGGCAGUUCGGAAAGUGGAUCAGGCCAGAGACAAGCUCAAGGCGGCGACUGCGGCUCGAAGAAAGUUGCACACGUCUUGGCUGAACUAUGUGGAGGAGAGCAUCAAAAGAUGGCAGUCAUUUGCGGAGGACUUCGCGAAGAAGGAUGCAGCCUUGGACAAGGAGGUCAACGCUGCACGAGAUUGCCUUCAAGAAGCACGAAGUCAUCUCGACGAGGUGAAAGAGAUCCACUCCAAGAUGGAUGCCGAUGUUCUGGGUACGGAAGUCAUCUCGGAUGGCGAAAUGGAGGACGACACCAUGAAGGAGAACACUGCAGAGGCAAUACAGAAAAGUAUUCACACUGUGGUGGACAACCUGGAGCAGCUGAACGUCCGUCCAGUAGAAGAAGCAUCAGAAGAGAUCCCAGCGGCCAAAAAGCCCAGAACAGAAGAUGGUGGGCGAGGCUCGCGUGCGCUCUCGCCUUUCCCCGGGCCGGGCAAAUAG